This is a messenger RNA of Hipposideros armiger (great roundleaf bat), 648 nucleotides long. RefSeq names its product arrestin 3 (gene ARR3). The record is from RefSeq and is a predicted model, not a curated record. Gene Ontology annotation, molecular function: G protein-coupled receptor binding. Gene Ontology annotation, biological process: visual perception; G protein-coupled receptor internalization; signal transduction. The transcript has 8 exons. Lineage: Eukaryota; Metazoa; Chordata; Mammalia; Chiroptera; Hipposideridae.
AUGAAGCUGGCCUCUUCAAAGGAGGACAAUUUGUUUGUCAUGUUGACAUGUGCCUUUUGCUGUGACCAUGAUGACUUGGAUGUGAUUGGUCUGACAUUCCACAAAGAUCUAUAUGUACAGGUCCAGCAAGUUGUCCCAGCUGAGCCCACCAGCCCCCAGAGGCCCCUCACAGUCCUGCAGGAGCGAUGGCUGCACACGCUGGGGGGCAAUACCUAACCCUUUACCCUGCAGAUGGUUGUCAACCUGCCAUAUUCAGUGAUACUGCCGCCAGGUCCUGAAGAUACAGGAAAAAUGAGGCCUGUGGGGUUGGCUUUGAAGCAAAGUUUCUGUGCUGGCAAUCUGGAGGCCAAAAUCCCCAAGAGAGACUCUGUGUAGCUGGUGAUUCAAAAAGUGCAGUUUGCACCCCUGGAGCCAGGCCCUGGCCCCUGGGUCCAGACCAUCCGCUGCUUCCUUCUGUCAGCUCAGCCCCUACAACUACGGGCCUGGACAGAGAGGAAGGUUCACUACCAUGGCAAACCCAUCUCUGUCGAUGUUUCUAUCAACAACCGCACCAACAAGGUCAUAAAAAAUAUCAAGAUCUCAAUUGACCAGAUCACAGGUGUUGUCCUGUAUUCACUAGACAAGUACUCCAAGACUGUGUCCAUGUGA